ACGAGUUGAAGUAAAAGAAGAAGACGAUUACACAGAAGAAACAGGAGGAAGAAAACAUUGAUACAUCAGCUAUCGAGAUCAAAUAGCGUUUAAGUUUUAUCAUGAAUCACGUCGACUUUUUGCUGUGCGUGCAUUUUAGUAAAUUGCAGUUGGAAGAACAGUUGGAAAUAAAACGCUUAGGGCCGCACAGACCAGAAGACUUUGUACUGCUUCAACAUGGAGAUAUGGUGACCCGCACCUUCAAAAAAGACUGGUUCGAAAAAAAGAAAUGGCUAACCGCGAGCACGACCAAAAGCGCACUCUUUUGUUUCCCCUGUCUUCUUUUUGGUGGUUUGGACUCCGUAUGGGCAUCGAUCGGCUUCAAAGACAUUAAACAUCUGUCCGAAAGAACGGCCAAGCACGAGAGCUCCUCGUCACACCUGAGAUGUGCCAUGAAGUUGGGUUUACUUGGGCUGCCCGCAGUGCAGACGCCCAUCGGUGACGCCGAUCGGCUUGCCACCGAGGAACACAACAGACUAACCGGGGAGAAUCGCUAUGUUCUGGACAGACUGGUUACCUGCGUUAAACUUUGUGGCAAGUGUGAAGUGGAUUUGCACGGUCACGACGGAACACUAAACGCGGCUCUCUUUAGCUGCAUAUUUGAGACCAUGUGUGAGGGAGACACCAGGCUCAAAAGACACUAUAACGCGCAGCCUUUCUUUCAUUUGUCUUUAAGCACCAUUCAGGACGAGCUACUGGACUGCAUGUAUGAGGUCUACAGGGAGGAAGUGGACAAACAAUUGCAACAGACUCAGUUUGUUGGUCUGCAGGUCCAUGAAAUUACUCAUGUCUCGUGCAAUUCUCAAAUGGCCAUCGUGUUGAGAUAUGUGGUGAACAACACUCUUAUCGAGAGAUUCCUUGAGUUAAUCGAAGUCACGGAUAAAACUGCCUUUGGCCUUUCCGACGCCAUCCAACAAGUUCUCGAGCCCUUGCAUCUGGCUGAGAAACUUAUCGUGCAAACCUAUGAUGGAGCUGCCAUGCUGAGUGAUGGCGAAGGCAGCGUGCAAACCCUGAUGCGUUUAAAGUACCCAAACGCAGUGUUUGUGCAUUGCUACUCCCACCAGUUAAAUGUUACCCUGCAGCAGGCGUGCGCAUCUCGAAUCCGUGAGCUGAAGGUGUUUUUUGCUGAUUUGUCUGGCUUUGCAACCUUCUUCACGCCGCCCACAAGAGCAGCUGCCCUGAUGAAGGUGUCGUACAACGACAUCCAGCGACCACGGUGGAACUUUCAAAGCAGAACAAUUAACGCUGUAUGGGAUAGCCAGGAUGCCAUACUGGAGUGUUUGGAUUGCAUUCGCACUCAGCCGGGAUGGGACAGUGUGACUGUCGGCGAGGCAUACGGCCUAUCCAUGCAUUUGAGAGACCCCAGGUUUCUCCAGCUGCUGCAUUUCUUCGCGGAAGUCAUGCCGGAAGUGGACGUGCUACAGAACAUCCUGCAGAACCGUGAGAUUGAUGGCUCGAUUGUGAGAUGCGCUGUGGAGAACUUCAUCGCCAACGUGAAGGAGGUGAGAGAGAGGGCACACGUGAUCGCCGACCACGCUGGCGAUGGCGAACCCAAGCGCAGGAAAACCAACACGGCUGAAGUUAUGAAGGAGGCUUGUGACAACAUGAUUGCGCAAGUGGAGGAACGGUUCUCCAACAGUGACUACCUCAUUGCAGCGCAGCUCGUGGACUGCUCACUUUUCCCCAAAUUCGCUGCUUCAUUCCCGGUGGCCCAACUCAGCUGUGCUAUCAAGCUGUGGCCUUCGGCGCUUAAGAACAAGGAAAAGUUACAAAGUGAACUCAAUAUUCUCUACCAACACAAUCAGCUGUACGCGGGCAAAUCUGCGCUUUCUCUCCUUCAGACUAUUAGUGAAAGUGGCCUACAAGACAUCUUGUCCGAAACAUGCAUUCUGUUAAACAUCUUCCUCGCAACUCCCAUGGCGUCCCCUGAGCCUGACAGGAACCAUUCAGCAAUGGAAAGGAUACACACAUUUGCAAAAAACACGCUAGGAAAAGAGCGAUGGAAUGCUCUUUGUAUGCUUUCCAAUGAAAACCAAUUUAUCCAGGAACUGGUUGAUUUCAACAGAAAAGUCAUGGACAAGUUUGCUCGUGCAAACAAUCACAACAUUUCAUUUCUGUUCAAGUAAAUUAGUUUUCUUAUUGUAUUUUAAAUCUGUGAUUAAUAAUUUUGAUGAAUGUACGGUAAGUCAUUGAGGUGUCCAAAUGUUGGCCACUUUCAGAACACCUUUGUCAUUUUAGAUGUUCUGCUACAGUGAUUUUUUUUCUUACACUUACUCAAAUUUAAGUUAGUUUAUUAAGCACGCGUUAACAUGAAUAUUAAAAAGUGCCCUAACUUGGCUCUCGCUAACCGGAAAAUGUAAAGAUUCCAUAAUAUUCACACACAACAGUUUCACUGUUCCUUAAAUAUGAACUACGUAGAUGUUGAAUUUUGCAAUGAUGUUGUAAUGGCACUGCAAAAUCUUUCAAUUUCUUAUUUGAAACUGGCAAAAUUUGUAAAUUGGAACACGAAGGACAUUUGGGUGUCCGGACACCCUCAACAGCAUCAUUUGCUCAUCCUCUUCCGUUUCUACGCCGCUAGCUGCUCCUCAAUGUUCUGAUUGAUUGUUGUUUGGCGUCCAGUCCAGGGUGAGCAGGCACUCGCCCAUAGUUAGCUGGGGCAGGCUCCAGCACGCGCAUGACCCGACUGAGGAGUGGUAUUGGAGAUGGACAGCCGAAGGUUUGAAAUUUUGUUGUCCAUGUAUACUUUUAGGGCAGCCCGGUAGUCGAGUGGUUAGCAUGUCGACUUCGCAGUGCAAGCUACCAGUUAAAUUCCAGCUCGGCCUUACGGUGUGGAGUUUGCAUAUUCUUCCCAUGCUUGCGUGUGUUUUCUCCGGUUCCUCUGGUUUCCUCCCACAUUCCAAAAUCAUGCAUGGCAGGCUGAUUGAACACUCCCUAAUUGUCCCUAACUGUGACUGUGAGCACAAAUGGUUGUUUGUUUCUGUGUGCCUUGCGAUUGGCCGGCAACCAGUUCAGGGUGUCCCCCGCCUACUGCCCGAAGAUAGCUGGGAUAUAGACUCCGGCACCCCCCACGGCACGAGUGAGGAUAAAGCGGUUUGGAAAAUGAAGUAUAUUUUUACAUAUUGUGUGACUCCUUAUCUAUGUAAACUGUUGCAACUUUUUUUUGGUAUUCAUUCUUAACCACAAACAUAUACUGUAGAGCCAAGUUGUUUUUGAAUAAUGUUCACUGCUGUUUGUUCAUGUGUUAAAAGUACAUCAGAGGUUAAGAGUAGUAGAAUAUAUUACAUGUUUGCAAUUCAAGUUGCCUCACCAUUGUUUCCUAUAUAAAACUCAUUUUAUAUCGAAGAAGUGGAAUAAAUGUAUACACGUUCCUGA
This is a messenger RNA of Hippocampus zosterae (dwarf seahorse), 3411 nucleotides long. RefSeq lists its product as uncharacterized. NCBI's taxonomy places the organism in Eukaryota, Metazoa, Chordata, Actinopteri, Syngnathiformes, Syngnathidae. The transcript has a single exon. The record is from RefSeq and is a predicted model, not a curated record. Bases 102 to 2165 code for a protein of 687 amino acids.